Messenger RNA from Oikopleura dioica, 4665 nucleotides. The record is from the annotation of a GenBank genome assembly. Lineage: Eukaryota; Metazoa; Chordata; Appendicularia; Copelata; Oikopleuridae.
AUGGGUGCAAUGGGCCCAGCUGGUGGAGGAAGAAAUCCAGUCACAGCCAGAUUUUUACGUCAUUUCAAUACCAUCACAAUCAACGAGUUCGACGAUGCGAGCAUGUCCACGAUCUUCAGUCGAAUGUUAGACUGGCAUUUCAACAUCAAGAACCAGUUCGAGUCUACGUAUUCUGAUUUGAUCAAACCAAUCAUCUCCGGAACCCUCGAAAUCUUUCACUCGACGAUUAAAAAUCUUCUACCAACGCCGAAAAAAUCGCACUAUCUUUUCAACCUUCGCGACUUCGCAAGAGUAAUUCAGGGUGUUUGCCUCUCAAACCCGAUUAGCGCCCCAACAACAGAUUCUAUCAAGCAACUUUGGGAUGAUCUGCGCUCUCUCAUGUUCUGCGACUUUGUCCCGAAAAACGAUAAUGGAUAUUAUCUGCAGGUGCCAGAUGUUGAAGAGCUCAAAGAAACCGUCACUGAGCAACUUGCUGAAUUCAACUUAAUUGAUAAAAAACCGAUGAACCUGGUGUUGUUCCGCUUUGCCAUCGAGCACAUAUCACGUAUUUCGCGACUUCUUAAGCAACCAAGAGGCCAUGCUCUGCUCGUCGGCGUUGGUGGAUCAGGCAGACAGUCGUUGACUAGACUGGCGGCUUUCAUGGCGGACUGUGAGCUUUUCCAGGUGGAAAUCGGAAAAGGCUACGGGUUAACAGAAUGGCGAGAAGAUCUGAAAGUUAUCUUGAUGAAAGCGACUGCUACGGAUCGACAAGGUGUUUUCUUGUUCACUGAUACGCAAAUCAAGGAGGAAGCCUUCCUCGAAGAUAUUAACAAUUUGCUGAAUGCUGGAGAAGUUCCAAACAUAUUCGCAGCUGAUGAAAAACAAGAAAUCAUUAACAAAAUGCGUCAACUGGACAAACAGCGUGAUAAGGCGCUACAAACGGAUGGAACUCCGCUCGCCUUGUUCAACAUGUUUAUUGAGAGAGUCAAAGACCAGCUUCAUAUUGUACUGGCUAUGUCUCCGAUCGGAGAUGCGCUCGUCGAGCGUCUUAGAAUGUUCCCGUCGCUCGUUAAUUGUUGCACGAUUGAUUGGUUCCAAAGCUGGCCUGACGAUGCACUCGCUUCUGUUGCGCAGAAAUUCAUGGAGGAAGUAGAGAUGAGUGACGCGCACAAAGCGUCUUGUGUCCGUCUUUGUAAAAACUUUCAUCAAUCGUCACGUGGGCUCACUGACCGUUUCAAAGAUGAAGCUGGCCGUCAUAACUACGUCACACCAACCUCAUACCUUGUCUUGAUUUCUACGUAUAAAAAUUUGCUCGACAAAAGACGCACGGAAAUCAGCAAAAUGAAGAAUCGAUACAUUGUUGGAUUGGAGAAACUGGGCGCCGCAGCAGAAGCCGUUGGAGCUAUGCAAAUCGAGCUCGAAGCUCUUCAACCGCAGCUCGUAGAGUCGUCGAAGGAAGUUGACAAAAUUAUGAUCAAAGUCGAAAAGGAAAGCGUGGAAGUCGCUAAAGUGGAGAAAGUUGUGCGGGCAGAUGAAGCCGUUGCGAAUGAGCAAGCAAUGGCAGCUAAAGCGAUUAAGGAUGAAUGUGACGCGGAUCUUGCCGAAGCUAUACCUAUUCUGGAAAGUGCCAUGGCAGCCCUCAACACUCUGACACCAAAGGAUAUCGGUGUCGUAAAGCAAUUCGGUAGUCCUCCUGCUGUCGUCAAAUUGAUCCUUGAAGCCGUUUGUGUGCUCAAAGGUAUCAAGCCAGAGAAGAAGCCAGAUCCGUCUGGCUCUGGUCAAAUGAUUCAGGACUACUGGGGACCGGCGAAGAGAAUGCUUGGAGAUAUGAAGUUCCUUCAGUCGCUUAUUGAGUUUGACAAGGACAACAUUCCAGCAGCUUACAUCAAGCAAAUUCGAACAAAAUACAUCACUCAUCCAGAUUUCCAUCCAGAAAAGGUCGUUCAAGCUUCGUCAGCAUGUGCGGGCAUUUGUAAAUGGGUCCGAGCAAUUGAGUCGUACGACAAAGUCGCGAAAGUGGUAGCACCAAAGAAGGAAAAACUCAAAGAAGCAGAAGGAGAGCUAGCAGUUGUGAUGAAAGCUUUGAAGGCCAAGCAAGACCAGCUCAAAGAGGUCCAAGAUAAAAUGGCGGUUCUACAAGAAACGCUUAUCAAUAACAAGAGGAAAAAAGGCGAUUUGGAAAAUCAAGUCGAUCUUUGUUCCAAAAAGCUCGUCCGUGCCAAACAACUAAUCGAAUCACUUGGUGGAGAGAAAGACAGAUGGACAGAAAUGGCGCAUAAUCUUGGGAUCCAGUACGAAAACCUCACAGGCGACGUUUUGAUUUCAGCAGGAGUUGUUGCAUAUCUCGGUGCUUUUACCUCGGUAUACAGAGAAGACGCUAUCAAAGAAUGGCGAGAGCUUUGCAUUGCUGAGAAAAUACCCUGUUCUGAAAAAUUCGCUCUUUCUGGCGUCCUUGGCGAUCCAGUCAAAAUAAGAGCUUGGAAUAUCGCUGGACUGCCUUCAGACUCCUUUUCGAUCGACAAUGGCAUCAUCAUCGCGAAUUCUACUCGCUGGCCACUUCUGAUUGAUCCUCAGGGUCAAGCAAACAAGUGGAUCAAAAAUAUGGAGAAGUCAAACAAUCUCCACGUGAUAAAACUAACUGACACAGAUUUUGUGAGGACGCUUGAAAACUGCAUUCAGUUUGGAAAUCCUGUUCUUUUAGAAGACAUUGGCGAAGAGCUUGAUCCGAUAUUGGAGCCACUGUUGCUGAAGCAAACGUUUAAACAAGGAGGCGCUUUGUGCAUCCGCCUUGGCGACUCGACGCUAGAAUAUUCGAACGAUUUCCGAUUUUAUAUCACGACCAAGCUCAGAAAUCCACAUUAUCUUCCAGAAACAUCCGUCAAAGUUACACUUCUCAACUUUAUGAUCACGAAAGAAGGCCUUCAAGAUCAACUUCUAGGAAUCGUUGUUGCCUUGGAAAGACCCGACCUUGAAGAGGAAAAGAACCAACUGAUUCUUCAAGGAGCUGAAAACAAGCGACAGCUCAAGGAAAUUGAAGACAAGAUUUUGGAAGUGCUCUCUAGUUCCGAAGGAAAUAUUUUGGAAGAUGAAACGGCGAUCAAGAUCCUCUCCAGCUCGAAAGUUCUUGCGAAUGAAAUCUCUGAAAAACAGGCAAUCGCCGAAGUAACUGAACGUAAAAUUGACGAGGCAAGAAAAGGAUACACCCCUAUCGCCAUCCAUUCCACAAUUCUCUUCUUUACGAUUUCUGAUUUGGCGAAUAUAGAUCCCAUGUACCAAUACUCACUGACUUGGUUUGUGAGCCUGUUUGAAAAGGGAAUCGAAAAGUCGGAAAAAUCAGAUGACAUCACAACACGAUUGAGCAAUUUGCAGGACUACUUUACGUACAGUCUGUACUGUAAUGUUUGUAGAUCGCUCUUUGAGAAAGACAAGCUGUUGUUCUCGUUCAUUCUCUGCACAAAUCUGCUUAUGCACAGAAACGAAGUGUCGAUGGAGGACUUCAGGUUCCUUCUAACCGGCGGUGUUGGCCUAGAAAAUCCCAAUGAAAAACCGGUCGACUGGAUACCGACGAAAUCUUGGGAUGAGAUCUGCCGACUAAAUGAUGUUGGAGACGAUUUCAAGGGGAUAAUAAGCGAUUUUAAAGAGUUGAGUGCUCAAUGGAAGCGGCUUCUCAUUCUUCGAUGUUUACGGCCAGACAAACUCAUACCUGCUCUUCAAGCAUUCAUCACUGAAAAAAUUGGUCAGAGGUUUAUUGAGCCACCUCCAUUUGAUCUCCCAGGCUCAUACGCCGACUCGCAUAGCUGCGCACCUCUGAUCUUUAUUCUUUCUCCUGGAUCUGAUCCCAAUGCUGCGUUGUUAAAAUUUGCUGACGACGAAGACAUGGGUUCGAAAAUUUCAUCCCUUUCGCUUGGCCAGGGUCAAGGGCCGAUCGCAAUAAAAAUGAUCAACAAGGGUAUUGAGGAAGGAAAAUGGGUUGUUCUUCAAAACUGUCAUUUGGCUACUUCGUGGAUGACGACUCUUGAGAAAAUUUGCUACGAUUUGAAUCCUGAAACCACUCAUCCCAACUUCAGAUUAUGGUUGACUUCCUAUCCGAGUCCGAACUUUCCCGUUUCAGUCUUGCAGAAUGGUGUCAAGAUGACGAACGAAGCUCCAGCAGGAAUGAAGGCCAACAUGAUCAGGUCAUAUCUUUCCGAUCCUAUCUCUGAUCCCGAGUGGUUCACGGGAUGCCAACAAGACGUACAUUUUAAGAAGCUCCUCUUUGGCCUGUGCUUUUUCCAUGGUCUUGUCCAAGAGCGUCGUAAAUUCGGCCCGAUUGGUUGGAACAUACCUUAUGAAUUCAACGAGACUGACCUGCGUAUUUCUGUACGCCAGUUGCAGAUUUUCCUGAAUCAGUACGAUUUCAUCCCAUUAGAUGCAAUCAAUUACUUGACUGGAGAAUGUAAUUAUGGUGGUAGAGUCACUGACGAUAAAGAUAGAAGAUGUCUAUUGGCACUGCUUUCACGUGUUUACAGAAGAGAUACAGUUGACACUCCCGGUUAUGCUUUUGAUAAUGACGGUCUUUUUGCCGUGCCCCCAGAUGGAGAUCAUGAAAGGGACUGGUUUAAACUAAAGUUUCUAUUGCUUGAGCAGACUGGCUUUCAGACUGAUAGACUUGAACGAGUGCAAGCUUUCAGCUGCAGACUUAUCUGA